Haemonchus placei is the source of this 960-nucleotide messenger RNA. Lineage: Eukaryota; Metazoa; Nematoda; Chromadorea; Rhabditida; Trichostrongylidae. The record is from the annotation of a GenBank genome assembly.
AUGCCAAAUAUAAAAGUGUUCUCCGGAUCUUCGCAUCGUGAUCUGUCUCAGCGAAUUUGUGAACGCCUUCAACUGGAAGUAUCGAAAGCGUCGUUGAAAAAGUUUAGCAAUAAGGAAACAAAUGUCGAAAUAGGCGAAUCGGUUCGAGGUGAGGAUGUGUACAUAAUUCAAUCAGGAGCUGGCGAGAUCAAUGAUAAUCUGAUGGAAUUACUCAUUAUGAUAAACGCAUGCAAAAUUGCGUCGUCGUGCCGUGUUGCAGCAGUUAUUCCAUGCUUCCCUUAUGCUCGUCAGGACAAGAAGGAUAAAUCUCGAGCUCCCAUAUCGGCUAAACUGGUUGCCAAUAUGCUCUCUGUUGCUGGAGCUGAUCACAUCAUCACCAUGGAUCUCCACGCUUCACAAAUACAGGGCUUUUUCGAUAUACCUGUGGACAAUUUGUAUGCUGAGCCGGCAAUCCUAAAGUACAUUAAAGAAUCAAUCCCUAACUGGCAAACCUCCGUUAUCGUGUCUCCAGACGCAGGAGGAGCGAAGAGAGUGACUUCGAUUGCUGACCGCCUUAAUGUUGACUUUGCUCUUAUUCACAAAGAACGGAAGCGUGCUAACGAAGUAGAGAAGAUGACGUUGGUUGGAAAUGUUGAGGGCAAGGUAGCUUUACUUGUUGAUGACAUGGCAGAUACAUGUGGCACAAUCUGUAUGGCAGCAGACAAACUCGUGGAGGCAGGCGCUGAUAAGGUGUACGCUUUCUGUGUUCAUGGAAUCUUCUCGGGACCUGCAUUACAGCGUCUUAAUAACUCGAAAUUCGAAGCAAUUGUGGUUACGAAUACCAUACCCCAAGACGAGAAUAUGAAGCAGUGCCCGAAAAUUCAGUGUAUUGACAUCUCGAUGAUUCUCGCGGAAGCGAUACGACGAACACAUAAUGGCGAGUCGGUGUCGUAUUUGUUCUCUCACGUUCCUAUUUGUUAG